This is a messenger RNA of Ilex paraguariensis (yerba mate), 234 nucleotides long. Lineage: Eukaryota; Viridiplantae; Streptophyta; Magnoliopsida; Aquifoliales; Aquifoliaceae. The record is from the annotation of a GenBank genome assembly.
GUGUCGGCUGAGGUUCAGGCUGAAGAUACCAGGGUCACUCUAGUUUCUGAUCAGAAUUUGUCAGUUAUUCCUCCGUCUGAUAACACUGCUCCUAUCCCCCAGACCGACGUCUCUACUACUUCCACCAACAUUAUGCUUUUAGUUGGCAUCGCUGACUCUCUCUUUGCUAGCGUUGAUGUACUUUUUGGUGAUAUUGAGGGAGGUAUCGGGGGCAACAUCACUGGUCUGACUUAG